Molecule: messenger RNA, 2527 nt
Organism: Musa acuminata AAA Group (dessert banana)
Lineage: Eukaryota; Viridiplantae; Streptophyta; Magnoliopsida; Zingiberales; Musaceae
Product: protein indeterminate-domain 5, chloroplastic-like
Exons: 3
Coding region: 647-2362 (571 amino acids)
Cellular component (GO): nucleus
Molecular function (GO): DNA-binding transcription factor activity
Source: RefSeq, a predicted model, not a curated record
UUUAUUUUUAUUGGAGAGAAGGAGUGAAAAGGGCAGAAACUGAGUGUAGAAGAAGAGGGAGGAAAAGUGGCAAACAAGUGAGUGAAAUUCCACAAGCAGUAGGUUCCAUCCUUGUGUCGCUCCAGUCCUAUUAGCACCCAAGACAGAAGAGGUGAAGGAGAAGGGAGGAGAUCCUUGAUUUGAUUCCACACCUUAUGUUACACAACCUGGUCUUUGUUCUGUCUCUCUCUUCUACCGCUUGCUCCCACAGAUCUAGGAAGAGCAAGAGAUGGAGAUGCUCGGGAAGGUUUUCUUCUGAGAGCUCUGAAUCAGUGAGUAUAUACCGGAAUAUUGGGGUUUCUUCAUAUCUUCCCUUUCUUUGAGGCUUCAAUUUUUGUUGUCUCUAAGGAUUGAGUGGAAAGAAUGGUGGGAAGCAUGGGCAGAUGGAUGCAUAGUUAGAUUGAGAGAACAAAACAAGGGGAUCAUAUUUCGUGGUUGCAAGCUGGCUACUGGGAUUCGUUUAUGUUGGUUUGAUUUGGAGCAGUCGGUGUUGCUACCAGGGAGAGGGAGAGUGAGGAAGAAGAGACAAGAAGGAACACCACCCGUAGAAAUUUAGGGGAGCGUUGUUGAUCUUGUUGUUCUUGUUGUAGCUGUCUGGAGGUAGGAAAUGGCAUCAGCUUCGUCGUCGUCACCCUUCCUUGGAGUCAGAGGUGAGGAGCUCCACAGUGAGAUGAAACAACAGCAGAAGCAGCCCUCUUCGGCGCCACCGCCCCCUGCCACGAAGAAGAGAAGGAACCAACCAGGAAAUCCAAGAUUAAAUAAUGGCAACGACAACCAUAUCCACAUGUGUGUAGCAGAUCCGGACGCCGAGGUGAUUGCGCUGUCACCGAAGACGCUGCUGGCGACGAACCGCUUCAUCUGCGAGGUCUGCAACAAGGGGUUCCAGCGGGAGCAAAACCUGCAGCUCCACCGCCGCGGCCACAACCUGCCGUGGAAGCUCCGGCUGAAGAGCAGCAAGGAGGUGCGCCGCCGGGUAUACCUCUGCCCCGAGCCGACGUGCGUCCACCACGACCCCUCCCGCGCCCUCGGCGACCUCACCGGCAUCAAGAAGCACUUCUGCCGCAAACACGGCGAGAAGAAGUGGAAGUGCGACAAGUGCUCCAAGCGCUACGCCGUGCAGUCGGACCUCAAGGCUCAUUCCAAGACCUGCGGCACCCGCGAGUACCGCUGCGACUGCGGCACGCUCUUCUCCAGGCGUGACAGCUUCAUCACCCAUCGGGCCUUCUGUAAUGCCUUGGCGCAAGAGAGGUCGAGACUUCCGACCGCUGGCCUGAACAAUCUUGGCAGCCACCUGUACGGGAACAACACCAUGGCUCUCAGCCUGUCUCAAGUGAGCGCUCAACUCAGCUCUUUGCCGGACCACAGAGGCAGUGGAUCCCAGUUCGAACACCUCGUCAGCGCUGGGAACCCUUCGCCAUUCCCACCACCGCAGCUCCCUCCACAGGCCGCUUUCUACCCCGGCAACAAUGGCUCCAACCAAGACUUCAGUGAGGAACACCAGCCUCACCACUCUUUGCUUCACAGCAAAGCAUUCCAUGGUCUGAUGCAACUCCCUGAUCUCCAAGGCAACACCGAAGCUUCUUCCAGUACCGCGGCCGCCAAUUUGUUCAAUCUCAGCUUCUUCUCCAACAACAGUAGCGCGAGAAGCAUCGGCGAUGGCAACAACGACGGCAAUCAGAACAAUCAGAUACUGAUAGCCAACGAUUUCAAUGGUGCCAAUGGAAGCAGUGAACCCACCACGCUCUUCAACGGGGACCUUAUGAGCGAUCACGUCGGGGGAGAAAUGAACUCUCUAUACAACACCUCGAUGCAAAACGAAUCUAUCCUCCCACGGAUGUCCGCUACUGCAUUGCUUCACAAGGCAGCUCAGAUGGGCUUGACGACCUACGGCGGAUCCUCGUUAUCUAGAGGGUUUGGCAGCUCCACUUCAGGCAGCCUGAAGCCUCCUAGCCUUGGCGGUGGGAUGGGUGGGGGUGGCGGCGAUGGCGAAGAUGGCCUGCAGGCUCAAAUGGAGAACGAAGCUCACCUCCAGAACCUGAUGAACUCGCUCGCGAACGGAAGUAGCAGCCUAUUUGUCUGCACCGGAGGGGUGGCGGCUCUUGGUGGCAGCUGCACGACCGGGGGCUUGGGUUCCUUCGCUGCUGGAUUGCGCGAUGCGGACGAGACCAAGUUUAGUUUAUCGAGCUCCGGAAGCCUAGGGGUUUCCGACCGCCUGACGAGGGACUUUCUCGGUGUAGGCGGCAUGGUGAGGAGCAUCAGCGGCGGCAUCUCUAGGCGAGAACAGAAUCACGGCAUCGGCAUGAACGCCUUGGAUCCCAAGUGAAGUCGCGGUCCUCUAGCCAGUCCUUUGCCUUCUUGCAACGAGGAAGAAAUAGGAUGAACCGAAAGCUAAGAGAAGAAGAGUGUAUGUUAACUCGAAGUUGAUGAACUAAGUUGAGGUAUCGUUUAAGUUUUUUUUUCCUUUAAUAUCAUUAAAUCCCUCGCUCUC